Messenger RNA from Bemisia tabaci, 2408 nucleotides. RefSeq names its product facilitated trehalose transporter Tret1. The record is from RefSeq and is a predicted model, not a curated record. Gene Ontology annotation, molecular function: transmembrane transporter activity. Gene Ontology annotation, biological process: transmembrane transport. Lineage: Eukaryota; Metazoa; Arthropoda; Insecta; Hemiptera; Aleyrodidae. Gene Ontology annotation, cellular component: membrane.
UGGCUUUCCCUAAUUUGGAUUUUGGCUCAUCAAAUUCCACACGACUUUGAAAACUUUCAAUUGCCAUGCUUAACGUAAUUUCGAAAGAGCGUUCCGAUGUCGCGCUAAGUCACCAACCUUGGUCGGAACGACAAAGAUGGCUUCGCUAUCGCUAUCACCUCUCAUUUUCGACAGUUUCCAUUGUAUGCCAAAGCAUCACUACAUACGCAACUGUCCAGUGCGAAUUUCUUUCAGAAAUAGCAUGAUUCCCCUUUCCCGUUUAACAAUACAAUUUCAUUUCUAAAUUGGCUUAAGAGAUGUUCUAGAGUGAUAACCUGAGUGAUAUUUGAGUUUUUUUCGAGUCCGAAUAUGCAAUGUUACAUGCAAUGCUGAAAAAAUUGAUAUUGGAACGGUAAAAAAACUUAAUUUUUGGAAAGUUCCGAAUCAUACUUCGCACCACUGUAAAGAAUGAUGGAUCCGGCGGGUGAGGCUGAAACCAUCACGUGGAAUUGUUGGCUUCGGACGAUCAUUGCCGGAAGUACGACGCUGUUACUAUAUUCCUUUGUGGGAAUGAACGAAGGAACAGCGAAUCUCCUUCUGUCGCAGAUGAAGGGUGCCACCUCUCUGAUCCAUCUAUCUCAAGACCAAGAAACGUGGGUAGCAAGUCUGGGUAUUUUAUCGGCCCCGAUUGCGGCAAUCCUAAUCGGUCCAUUCAUCGAUGCGUUUGGACGUAAGCGAGGAGUUCUCCUCUUCUACCUCAACAUGGGUCUUGGAUGGGCGGUUAUCGCUAGCGCCAGAGAGGUCACCCAAAUCUACAUAGGUCGAAUAAUUUGUGCUUUCGGCGAAGGUUUCCAGGCAUGCGCAGUAGUCUACCUCACGGAAAUCUGCACGAAAGAACAACGUAGCGUCGUGCUUGCGUGUUUGAUAGCCCUAUUUUCCGGAGGAGUCCUCUUCGUCUCCGUCGUCAACACGUGCUUACCAUGGCCGAUGGCCUGCUCGGCGUUCAGUCUGGCCUCCUUCGCGCUCGCAGGAGCAGAGUGCUUCGUGCCGGAGUCUCCAGCGUGGCUCUUCAGUCAAGGAGAGGAGGCGGCAGCCGUGCGGAAUCUCCAGAAGCUCGGCAGGAGCAAGGCCGGGGUCCUUCUGGAGAUCGACGCUUUGAAGGAACGUGAGAGUUGCACCGAGGUGCUUUCCUGGCGGACCUUCCUCCGGCCCACCGUUUGGAAACCUUUUCUGAUUCUCGCUGUUUUCCACCUCUUGCAGUUUUCCACCGGGUUUUACGAUAUGAUUUACUAUCAGGUGGAUUACCUAGAGCGCCUAGGCACCAAGUACGACCCGAUAGCACUCUCCGUAGCCUUUUCCACCGUCAGAUUCCUCUCCAACGCCACCAUCGGCAUCUAUUUCCGGUCGCUGGACCGGAAGUUCUCCACCACGGUUUCCGGUCUCUGCAUGACGGUGCCCCUGUUGGGCGCAGGUAUUUACGAGUUCAAGUACCGGGACACACCGCCACUCGAGAAGCCCUUCCAAUGGCUCCUGCUUUUUUGUAUCUUCGCCCAACUUGUGGCGGGAAAUCUGGCCGUGACCUGUCUUCCUUGGUCCAUGGGGGCGGAGCUGUAUCCCUUGAAUGUCCGGGGCAUCAUGAGUGGAGCGACCUUGUGUGUGGCGUACAGUAUCUUUUUUACCUAUGUCAAGCUUUACCACGUCGCUAUGGGAGCUUUGAAGAUGUACGGGCUUCUUUUUGUGUUUGCCGCGAGUUCUUUUCUCGCGGCUCUGUUCGGGAUUUUUAUUUUGCCCGAAACGCGCGGUAAAAGCCUGGAGGAGAUAGAGAGGGGUUUUGAGACGGAAGCUCGAAAGGUAGAUCAGCAACAUGUAGUUGAUACACGUAUGUGAGUAGGAACAGACAUGGCACUUCGAUACAUUCCUGGUAACAUUAUUUUUUCAAGGGAAAAAUCGCAAUAUUUUGAAAUUGAGUUGCGAUUUUUCCCCUCCUGUUGAGAAUUCGUCAAUGUUAGAGUGAAGUUGAGAAUUGAAUAGAAAAUCACAAGUAACGGCGAAGAGCCUCAACACUCGUAAAUAACUGAAAACGGAACAAGAUAAAACUGGUGCGUUGCGGGGUGUUUGCAUUCCCAACUCCAAUGUGAAAAGCCUGUUAUCUCACAAAACGAAGGCGCUGCGGAUCUCAUAGCGGCAAAGCCCGAAAAUGUUGCUCCCCAUCAGAGAAUGCAACUAUUCGUGCUUCAUAAAUCCACGUUGCAUAAAUUCAGUAAUGAAGGCGCUCUGUGUAUUCUCGAUGCACUAUGCUGUUUCAACGAGCGGAUCUUGCUGUUCGAGGCUGUCCAAUAUAUACAAUCAGAAUGGUGUAAGUACAUGUAUUGCCGUUAUACAAUUUUCAAGAACACUUUUACUUGAAUAAAUUUUUAAAACGUUCUCAA